Messenger RNA from Strongylocentrotus purpuratus (purple sea urchin), 2046 nucleotides. RefSeq names its product protein SPEC3-like. The record is from RefSeq and is a predicted model, not a curated record. The coding region runs from base 193 to 819 and encodes 208 amino acids. Lineage: Eukaryota; Metazoa; Echinodermata; Echinoidea; Camarodonta; Strongylocentrotidae. The transcript has 3 exons.
ACGCAUUGUCUGACCAGGGAGGCCUGACACAAUAAGUUGGGCGCGCCGUUGCGAAGGAACGCUAUUCACGCGACAACCAGGAGAGACGCCACUCGCACCGCUACCACUCAGCAAAAAAAUUCACACGCGGCCAACUCACACUCGUGGAUAUACACAUUUAAAUUUCGGAUUUGUUGGAAUUUACUGAAUAAAAUGGCUCAAGUUGCACCUACAGGAGCCCCAACCGAUGCUCCCCCUGCUUAUCCACCUCCCCCUCAGCAGGCACCACCCCCACAACAGCCAGGAUAUGGCCAACCACAACCAGGGUAUGGCCAACCACCACCACAACCAGGGUAUGGCCAACCACCACCACAACCAGGGUAUGGAUACCCUCCUCCUCCUCAAAACAACAACAUGAUGAUGAACAACACCGUGGUCGUCACCGCACCCGCCCCCGCUCCCGCAAACAACGUCGUCAUCAUCAACCAGAAGAAGGACAACUGCUGCAGACAAGCCAUCCCAGCCCUCCACAUCGCCGCCGCUAUCCUAUGUCUUAUUUUCAACAUCUUCUUCCCCGGCAUUGGCACGAUCAUUGCUGGUUUCGCUGUGUUCUGUUGCGGUAACCCCGGAGCGGAUGGAGGAAGCAAGGUGGGGACAAUGUGCAUCAACUUCUGGAUCGGCCUCCUCCAAAUCGGUACCGUUUGGUUCUUUUUCCUUGGCUGGAUCUGGUCCAUCAUGUGGGGCGCUGCUUUCAUCGGCAUGUCAGCUGAUUAUCAUUCCAGUGGAGAUACCACUAUUGUAGCCACUGGUGGCGGAGGAACCACAGUCAUCAACAACUAAACUCGACUUCCAAGACAAAAUGAUAAUAACGCUUCGUGUCUUAAUAUCAUUAUCCUGCACCGACGAUAUCUUGAACUUGAACAAUAAUUGAACCAAGGAAUAUUCGAGGCAAGCACCAUCGCAAGGAACUCAUGUACAGCAAUAAAACGUCCCUUGCAGCUAAACCGUUUAAAAAGAAAAGUCAAGAGUCGGCAAGCAUAUGAGAUGCCAAACGUGUAGUCUGAAACCAGAAACUCUCGCGUGUGAUGUGAAAUUCUUGAGAAUUUCGCAAAUGGUAAAGGUUCUAGAAGUUUGAAAGCCUCGAAAUGAUUUAAUCUCAAAACAGCCAGUAUCAAUAAUGAAGUUUUGACAUUUCGAGGAAGUUUCUUGCCUCGAAAACGGGUUGUCAUUAACAACAACAAAAAUUCCAUGUCGCUGAAGUUUCUGGCUUUACGGUAGUUGAUAACGGGUGUGUUGGACACUGGUUGCGAUGAUUAUACUACAGGCGAACUUGCACAGCAAUUGUAACUAUAGUUGAUCAAAACAUUCCACUGUUCAUUCUAUUUUUGUAACAACAAAGUAAUCAUGAUUUUAAUAUUAGGAUAUGUUUUGGAUCCUCGUAUGGCUGAUCCUCGUAAAAAAAAGAAUAAUUUUAUUUCAAAGGCAACGCUAGUAUGGUGUGUGUCAUAUACAUUUUGUAAAACUUACAUUGGAGAAUAAGGAGGUGAAGUAAGAUGAAUUUUAUGUCAUUUUUUUAAUGUUUUCUUAAACGUUAACGUGAUCAUCGAAGGCUGGAUAACUCCGCUCAUUAUUUAUAAAUCUUGUAAACAUACACGUUUUAUAUGAUGGUACUUCUACAAAAUUUAAGUAUUGUUUUUAACAGGCAUGUUAGUCAAUUCACCUUGAGGUUUCUUUUAAUGAAUGAAUUCCCAUUGAAGCUGCAUAUUUUGUAUUACUUCGUCACACUAUUUCAUGUUUUAACACGGUUUGGAGAGUUUGUUUUUAUAUCGUAUGAUAGUUAAUUUCGUUUAUAUUAUGACAUUCCGUCCAGCCUAAUAUAUUAUUAUUGCUGUUACGGAGAUUAUGAUAUAGUACAGCGGAAAAACAAAUGGCUGAAAAGGAUUUCCCGUAAUUCUCACACGUCUUUCAUGUACAGGUAUGUUUUUAUAAAUAUUGUUUUGAAUGAAGGGAUAUUCAGUUUGUAAAUAUCAAUUAUCCUAUGUUAAAAUAUAAUGUAUCUCUCUGUAA